Messenger RNA from Plutella xylostella (diamondback moth), 1441 nucleotides. RefSeq names its product homeobox protein unc-42. NCBI's taxonomy places the organism in Eukaryota, Metazoa, Arthropoda, Insecta, Lepidoptera, Plutellidae. The record is from RefSeq and is a predicted model, not a curated record. Gene Ontology annotation, molecular function: DNA-binding transcription factor activity, RNA polymerase II-specific; RNA polymerase II transcription regulatory region sequence-specific DNA binding. Gene Ontology annotation, biological process: regulation of transcription by RNA polymerase II.
CCCGCGCGCGGCAGAGUGAGCCCCUCUCGCGCAGUCGCCGACAAUUAAAAGCGGGGCGGCUUGCGCUCGUGCGCGCGGCGCGUCGUCACUAUAAUGUGGUUAGUCAGUGAGCGCCGCGUGAGGCCCGACGGCGACGGCGGCUCCCCCGGCACGGACUGCGAGCAGCGCUGGCCGCGGCCCCCCACGGUGGAGUUCAAGAGCGCGGCGUGCGCGGCGGCCGAGGGCCCGCCGCUGCCGCUGCCCGACCCGCAGCAGUUCAACAUCUUCCCGGCCUUCUUCAGCCGCCAGCUGAACUUCACGAGCGGCGGCGGGUGCCACCAGGGCGCCAAGAUCAUGGAGGAGCUGCGGCCGAACCUGGUGGGCGGGCUGCUGGGCGUGGGCGGGCUGCUGGAGGAGCAGCAGGCGCCGGCCGAGGCCAAGUACUCGCCGGACAAGGGCCGGAAGUGCAGCAACGCGUCGUCCAGCUCGGCCGAGGAGUUCGGCGGGCUGUACGCCGGCGAGCACGCGCCCACGCCGCCCGCGCCGCCGCUGUCCCGCUCGCUGCAGGACCACUCAGCGGAAGGCGCGUUCAAAAAGUUAAAGCCGGAGCCCGGCGGGGGCGCGGGAGCCGCUCUGUCCCCGGCGCUGGGCCCGCAGCACGCCGGCCACACGCCCACCACCGCCUCCUGCCCCACCCCCGCGCGGAGACGGCAUAGGACCACCUUCACACAGGAGCAAUUAGCAGAAUUAGAAGCGGCGUUCGCGAAGUCGCACUACCCCGACAUAUACUGUAGAGAGGAGCUGGCGAGGACCACCAAGCUCAACGAGGCGAGGAUACAGGUGUGGUUCCAGAACCGGCGCGCCAAGUACCGCAAGCAGGAGAAGCAGCUGCAGAAGGCGCUGGCGCCGGCCGUGCUGCCCGGCUGCAACGGCAUGAUGAGGAACAUCCAGGGGUACCGCGGCUACCAGCCCUACCCGCACCCAAAUACUAUCAACCGGUACCCGCAGCACCACGGCAGCUACGAGGAGCUGCAGAAGGACAUCUUCUCCCUGUCCCAGAUGGGCGGCGGCUCGUACCCCAUGCCGCAGGGCUUCUCCAUGGGCCACGGCGCCAACAUGAGCGCUGUGGGCAUGCGCCAGGACACCAUGGGAAUGACAGCCGAGGACGAGUGGUACAACAAGUCGCUGUCAGCGCUGCGGAUGAACAGCGGCCACCACGCGAACCUGGCGGCCGCGCCCAUGCUGCAGUACCAGACUUAAUCGCUGCUGCACGGCGCCGAAUACUCCCCGGCGCCGCCGCACGACUACGCGCCGUAGACAAGGUAGAGCGACCACAGACAAGCUAGAGCGGCCACAGACAAGCUAGAGCGGCCACAGACAAGCUAGAGCGACCAUAGACGGAGGAGUCCAUGGAACAGUGGAGUCUCGAGUGCUGUGCUGCCUAUGUCUACAUUCUUGUAAG